Messenger RNA from Pelobates fuscus (common spadefoot toad), 2443 nucleotides. RefSeq names its product golgi phosphoprotein 3 (gene GOLPH3). Gene Ontology annotation, cellular component: cytosol; trans-Golgi network; Golgi cisterna. Gene Ontology annotation, biological process: Golgi organization; Golgi vesicle budding; retrograde vesicle-mediated transport, Golgi to endoplasmic reticulum. The record is from RefSeq and is a predicted model, not a curated record. NCBI's taxonomy places the organism in Eukaryota, Metazoa, Chordata, Amphibia, Anura, Pelobatidae. The coding region runs from base 167 to 1024 and encodes 285 amino acids. Gene Ontology annotation, molecular function: phosphatidylinositol-4-phosphate binding. The transcript is spliced from 4 exons.
CUCGGGGUGACGUCAGAGGGAGCCGCCAUCUUGGCAGAGAGCUGUCCAGCUGAGCUGACGGAGCUGCGGUGAGGAAGCCGGGGGAUGAUCCCAGGCCGGCCCGGCAGAUAGCGCUCCCCUCAGCCAGCCCAGCCAGCCUGCAGCACCCCCGCCGUGUCCGCUCACCAUGACAUCCCUCACCCAGCGCAGCUCCGGCCUGGUCCAGCGCCGCUCAGACAGAGACAGGCCGCCCGACGGCGACGGCGAGGACCGAGAGCGGGAGGAGCAGGAGGAGGACGAGAAGGCCGGAGACAAGGAGGCUCGGCUCACCCUGAUGGAGGAGGUGCUGCUACUGGGACUGAAGGACAGGGAGGGUUAUACAUCUUUUUGGAAUGACUGCAUUUCUGCUGGGUUACGUGGCUGUAUGUUAAUUGAACUAGCAUUCAGGGGACGAAUUGCUCUUGAAGCUGGAGGGAUGAGGCGUAAAAGUCUACUGUCAAGAAAGGUCAUUUGUAAAUCUGAAGCUCCUACAGGGGAUGUUAUGCUUGAUGAAGCCUUAAAACAUAUAAAAGAAACCCCUACCCCAGAGACUGUGCAGAGCUGGAUUGAGCUUCUUAGUGGUGAGACAUGGAAUCCGUUGAAACUACACUUCCAGUUACGAAAUGUACGUGAACGUUUAGCUAAAAAUCUUGUUGAAAAGGGUGUCCUGACUACCGAGAAACAAAACUUUCUUUUGUUUGAUAUGACCACGCAUCCCCUCACCAACAACAACAUCAAGCAACGCCUUAUCAAGAAGGUGCAGGAAGCGGUCCUUGAUAAGUGGGUAAAAGAUGCUCACCGCAUGGACAAGCGUUUGUUGGCCCUUAUUUACUUAGCCCACUCUUCUGACGUCAUAGAGAACGCCUUUGCACCACUCUUGGAUGACCAGUAUGAUCUUGCCAUGAAAAGAGUGCGUCAGUUGCUUGAUUUGGACCCCGAAGUGGAGUGUACAAAACCGAAUGCUAACGAAAUCCUGUGGGCCGUAGUAGCCACCUUCACUAAGUAAAGGCAGCGGACUGGAAUGUUCAUUACGUUAAUACGGUUGUUUCUGCUUGACAUUUUCAGUAAUUUGUAUUUUCGUUUAAUUUGAAGACAUUGUCCAUUCGCAGGAUCCUGCUGGUACAAGACAACUUCCUGUUGAAAGAACAAUAUUGCCAUAUUGGCAUUCCACUACUCCUUAAUUUCAUGUACCUAAUAAACCAUUCGUUUUUUUUUUUUUCCCUUCUCUACCGAAAAGGUUUAGAUCUAAUAAAUGUCUGCAAGGCUCAUACACUUGCACAGCUGAAUAAACUUGUCUCAAGUUUAUCCACCAAUACUUUUGCAAGGAUACAAAAGUCACACAAAGGCCUUUGAAUCACCAAAGUUGAAUUGCUCAGUCCCUUUCGCCACACUUACAUUUGUCAGGUGCAUUAUAUAACCAUUUUAACAUGAUUAUAUUUUUAUGCUACUCAGCAAGCUUUUUUUUUUUUUUUUGCUUGAAUCCUUCAUUACUCCCAUGACCACCCCCUUGUAAAUUUAGUGUACACGCUGUCAACAUUUUAAAUCUUUAAACUGUUAGUGUAGAACUCUAGUGGUUUUGAAAGCCAUUUUGAUAUUGGGGAACAUUCCAUUACUAAAUGUAAAUAGUUUCACAUGUAUAGCGAAAUUUUCUCCUUGGUCCCCCAAUUUUUUUCUUUCAAGAAAAUACCCUCCUAACAUCAUGUCCUACUAAGAUCUAAAACAUUUCAUACCUUAUUUGCACGCUUCCAAUCUAAAAAUGUACUGUGAAUCACACCAUUGAUGGGCUACGCAUGAGCUAGUGGUUCCAUCGUUUCUGUUCUGUGGAUGAGGAGCUUUUGUGAUCAGUACAAAAUAUUGGGUGCAGGUUUUAAUUUUCAGUGUACUUGUAAUUUAAUGUUUCUGUAAAUCUGUCCCCUGUCUGUAUAAGCCUAAACCCCAUCCAAUUGUCUCCUUAAAAUGUUGCAUGCUCAUGUUUACAGAUGACUAGCUCGAACAACUAAACACUAUCUGUAACAGGACAAAACUAUUUUGAUUUUAUAUAUAUAUAUAUUUUUUGUUAUAAGAUUAUACAGGAUAGCACAUUAUUGGACACAUUUCAUGUUGAUGUUUACGUUUGUUACCCGACAUAAUUUGUGAGCCUGUCAUAAUUUUUCUGUUGCUUUCACUCUGUAAAUAAAAUACAGUGAAUAUAAAUCACCCCCUUUUUAGUGCUGGAGGGAUGUGAUCAGGUUGGCGCCAUUCUGCAGCGCCGCAGCACAGGAAGGGAUAAUGUGGGAUUUCGAGACGAUGAAUGAAAUAAUUUUUGUUAGUAUACUGAAAAAAUGGUAACUAUUGUUGCAUUUAUCAGAUUCCCUCUUAUCUGUAUACUAGCUUUUUAUUAUCUGGUAAAUAAACUAUGAUCUUUAAAGUGCCUGAAAUAGGUGAA